AUUGCACAUUCCCCUAGCAAGAUUUUUUGCCCUCCUGCCACCCUUCGAUCAGAAUCCGAACAGAGGCAGUAAUUAUACCUUAUUAGUGCGGCGCGUGUACUUUUCGGUUUCGGUAGAUUCUCAUGAACUUGGCCACUUUGGUCAGUUAAGCAGAAUUGUAGUUUAACUCGGCGGUGGGGGUAACUGACUGCAAGUCAGAGGCCAAUUAAAAGUUGGCAACCACCAACCUAUGUCUGGCGGAAAUUAUCUCCGCGCGUUAUCGUUUGGUGAAGUUUUUGUGUUUGUCUUUCGGUGAGACCGGUUGUGACGUUUCGAGAGGUGGCCAGAAGUCCGCACGUCUAACGACUGACCGGUGGUGGCCUGUUCGCGCAUUAGUUGCUCAGGAACGGCUCACAGAGCACGCGGUAGUUUUGCACAGUAGUUGGGCUCUGUAAUUGUGAAUUAAACGUGCCGUCGUGAAAUAAGGAUAGUUCAGAAUGAAAAGUUUAAUAGUGCUAAUGGUGAUUUGUGCGUCCGUUGUCGCUGGACAUUGGAAGGCUCCCAGGAAUUCCGGAAUGCCCUACAAUGCCACCUGCAUCAACCCGAAACGUGACGCCGGUCGUUGCAUUCUGGUACAAGAGUGCCCAAUUGUGCUGGCCACCAUUCGGAAGGAAAAUCUCCACAUGGAUGACAUCAGUUUUCUCUACCAAAGCGAGUGCGGAAAGUUGAAACGUAAAAGUUUAGUUUGCUGUCCAAACCAUUCCAUUGGCACCUCGGCAGCUGCGGCAUCUCCGGAAGAGACAAGUUCUUCGUUCGACACGUCCAACCGAGUGGAUGGCAGCAGCACUGCCAAGUUGGACCAGUGGAAGCUGCUGCCGACGCCGGGAGAUUGCGGUGUUCAACCGAGUUAUCAACUGUUCGGCGAGAAUGUUACCAAACUGGACGAACAACCGUGGACGGCACUGGUGCACUUUGGGAAUUUGCCUUAUGAGACAACAUUCGAAUGCGGAGGGGCGCUUAUCAGCUCUCGUUACGUGCUGACCGCGGCUCACUGCGUAAUUGAUAGGAGCAAAUGGAGCAACUUGACGAUCCGUCUCGGAGAAUGGGACACGGAAGCGACGGUAGAUUGCAUUGCCAUCCAGGACUACAAUGAAUUCUACUGUGCCGAUCCGGCGGUGGAUGUCCCAGUGGAGAAGGUUUUCAUUCAUGAACAGUACGCUCGCCAUCAAAGGCCCCAGCUAAAUGAUAUAGCACUGUUGCGGUUGGCUCAACCGGUAGAUACUACAGCAUGGAUCCGUCCAGUGUGUCUUCCGGAGAGACCUGUGUUGCCGGCGUCGGAUGAGGUUCUUAUCUUAGCUGGAUGGGGCAACAAUGGAUGCGGAUAUAACAGCCGCUACAAGGUACGCUCCCGACUGAACGCACUAAAGCAGGACCAAUGCCGGGGCUACCUCCCUCCGGGUUUCCGUCGGGCCAACGAAUAUCUCUGCACGGCCCCGGUUAACGCAGGCGAAAAGUGUCAUGCCGAUUCGGGUGGAGCAGUGACAAGAACGCGCCAAGUCGAAGGAGUGGGAAUCGUUCACGAGGUGGCUGGAAUAUUGAAUCACAUGGUGGAGUGUCACGAGAGUCGCCCGGUUGGAGUAUUUUCCAGCGUGGGUCAGUACUUGGAGUGGGUUGUUGGAAAAUUGGAGAAAUAAAAUUUCCGGAAGGGUCCGUUCAGAUAACGCUAA
Aedes aegypti (yellow fever mosquito) is the source of this 1706-nucleotide messenger RNA. RefSeq names its product serine protease easter. The transcript is spliced from 5 exons. Gene Ontology annotation, molecular function: serine-type endopeptidase activity. Bases 477 to 1673 code for a protein of 398 amino acids. NCBI's taxonomy places the organism in Eukaryota, Metazoa, Arthropoda, Insecta, Diptera, Culicidae. The record is from RefSeq and is a predicted model, not a curated record. Gene Ontology annotation, biological process: proteolysis.